Messenger RNA from Blepharisma stoltei, 509 nucleotides. Lineage: Eukaryota; Ciliophora; Heterotrichea; Heterotrichida; Blepharismidae. The record is from the annotation of a GenBank genome assembly.
AUGGAAGAUAGAGUGUUCAGAUGCUAUUAUGAGCUCUGCAAUAAAGUUUAUAAAACAAAGUACACAUUGGCAAGGCACAUUAAUUCAGAACAUUUAAAAAUCGGUACAGUAAAUAACAAGUCUACUUCGAUAGAAAGAGAAGAAGCAGAUAGUAUUGAAGCUAGAAUUAAUGAAACACAACAUAAGCAAGUCGACUUAUUCUUGCUUUCUCGGCGCAUCAUAUGGCUUAUCAGCUAUUUUAGACAGCUAUUGGCUUUAUAUUAAUUAGCCAAAAUAGAAUGGUUUCUUUUUGACUUUUUUAAAAAAAUGGAGUUAUUUUUACAAGGAGAUAGGUACUUACAGUUAUCUAAGCUGGGUUGAGUGAUAUAGAUACACCUAAUGUUAAUUUAAAUUUUCAAACAACACAAGGCACUUUGCCAAUCUUACCGCUUGUUGAUAACAGUAGAAAAGUCUGUCCAACUGAAAUUAAGCUUCCUGUAAUGCUGCAUCUCUUAAACUCUGUUGGGUAA